Cebus imitator (Panamanian white-faced capuchin) is the source of this 2036-nucleotide messenger RNA. It is a transcript of the gene TUBB, whose product is annotated as tubulin beta class I. The transcript is spliced from 5 exons. Gene Ontology annotation, cellular component: cytoplasm; microtubule. Gene Ontology annotation, biological process: microtubule cytoskeleton organization; mitotic cell cycle. Lineage: Eukaryota; Metazoa; Chordata; Mammalia; Primates; Cebidae. The record is from RefSeq and is a predicted model, not a curated record. Gene Ontology annotation, molecular function: structural constituent of cytoskeleton; GTPase activity; GTP binding. The coding region runs from base 285 to 1025 and encodes 246 amino acids.
CACGGCCAGGCUCGAUGAGGCUUUGUCUCCCGACCGCGCGCGGGGCCGAUUCUCCCGCCUCCCAGCCCCGGCGCACGCGCGCCCCGCCCAGCCUGCCUUCUCUCCGCGCCCUCCCCUCUCCUUUCUCCCUCUCAGAACCUUCCUGCCGCCGCGUUCGCACCUCGCUGCUCCAGCCUCUGGGGCGCAUUCCAGCCUUCCAGCCUGCGACCAGCAGAGAAAAAAAAUUACAUAUUUUUUUUGCCCCGUACAUACCUUGAGGCGAGCAAAAAAAUUAAAUUUUAACCAUGAGGGAAAUCGUGCACAUCCAGGCUGGUCAGUGUGGCAACCAGAUCGGUGCCAAGUUCUGGGAGGUGAUCAGUGAUGAACAUGGCAUCGACCCCACUGGCACCUACCACGGGGACAGCGACCUGCAGCUGGACCGCAUCUCCGUGUACUACAAUGAAGCCACAGGUGGCAAAUAUGUUCCUCGUGCCAUCCUGGUGGAUCUAGAACCUGGGACCAUGGACUCUGUUCGCUCAGGUCCUUUUGGCCAGAUCUUUAGACCAGACAACUUUGUUUUUGGUCAGUCUGGGGCAGGCAACAACUGGGCCAAAGGCCACUAUACAGAAGGGGCCGAGCUGGUUGAUUCUGUCCUGGAUGUGGUCCGCAAGGAGGCUGAGAGCUGUGACUGCCUUCAGGGCUUCCAGCUGACCCACUCACUGGGCGGGGGCACAGGCUCUGGAAUGGGCACUCUCCUUAUCAGCAAGAUCCGAGUAGAGUACCCUGAUCGCAUCAUGAACACCUUCAGUGUGGUGCCUUCACCCAAAGUGUCUGACACCGUGGUCGAGCCCUACAAUGCCACCCUCUCCGUCCAUCAGUUGGUAAAGGCCUUCCUCCAUUGGUACACAGGCGAGGGCAUGGACGAGAUGGAGUUCACCGAGGCUGAGAGCAACAUGAAUGACCUCGUCUCUGAGUAUCAGCAGUACCAGGAUGCCACCGCAGAAGAGGAGGAGGAUUUCGGUGAGGAGGCUGAAGAGGAGGCCUAAGGCAGAGCCCCUAUCACCUCAGGCUUCUCAGUUCCCUUAGCUGUCUUACUCAACUGCCCCUUUCCUCUCCCUCAGAAUUUGUUUGCUGCCUCUAUCUUUUUUUUUUUUGUUUUCUUCUGGGGGGUCUAGAAUAGUGCCUGGCACAUAGUAGGCGCUCAAUAAAUACUUGUUUGUUGAAUGUCUCCUCUCUCUUUCCACUCUGGGAAACCUAGGUUUCUGCCAUUCUUGGUGACCCUGUAUUUCCUUCGGGUGCCCAUUCCUUCCAUUUGUCCAGUUAAUAUUCCCCUGUUAAAAAUCUGCAAGAAGCUGGGUCUCAUCUAGAUCCCAUUUAGAACCAACCAGGUGCUGAAAACGUAUGUAGAUAAGGGCAACCAUCCUAAGUGCAAAGUAGAAAAUGGUAGAAGGUAGUGGGAUAGAAGUCACUGUAAGGAAGGGGAUGGGAUUUUCCAUUCUAAAAGUUUUGGAGAGGGAAAUCCAAGCUAUUAAAAGUCAUUAAUUUCUACGUAUUUCCAUUUCCCAUCUCAGCUUCAAGGGAGGUAUAAGCAGUAUUAUUUCCAUUUUCGAUCUCCCUCCGAGCUCUACCUUUUGGAGGGGUCUGCCUCACUCUGUCGAGUGGAAUCCUUCCCUCCAACUCGACCUCCCUCACUCAUUAAACUCCUUUCCCCUGAUCAGAGAAAGGCAUCAAGGGGGGAAAGAGACCAGCCUUGGUCCCUAAGCCUCCAGAAAUGUCCUAACCCCCCACCUUUUCUUGUCCCCAAAAAGGAAUUAACAUCCCUAUGUGGAAUGGUGUAUACUGCCACAUCAGUGUUUGAGUCAAUGCCCAGAGGAGAGGGGGAACCUCCUCCAUCUUUUUUGCAACAUCUCAUAUCUUCCCUUUGCUGUUGCUUCCCCCCACCACACACUUGAUUUUGUUCUAUCCUACAUUUGAGAUCUAUUUUGUGUUGAACUUGCUGCUUUUUUUCAUAUUGAAAAGAUAACAUUGCCCCAAGAGCCAAAAAUAAAUGGGAAUUG